This is a messenger RNA of Aricia agestis (brown argus), 1740 nucleotides long. Its product is annotated as venom serine carboxypeptidase-like. Gene Ontology annotation, molecular function: serine-type carboxypeptidase activity. The record is from RefSeq and is a predicted model, not a curated record. The coding region runs from base 194 to 1585 and encodes 463 amino acids. The transcript has a single exon. Gene Ontology annotation, biological process: proteolysis. Lineage: Eukaryota; Metazoa; Arthropoda; Insecta; Lepidoptera; Lycaenidae.
CAAUACCUAUCUACUUAAAAUUUAUACUGUAAGCAAUUUUAAUAUUAUUUUAUUAAUAACAUUAUCAUCAGUUUUGCUGAAUGUGUACUACGCCGAGUAUUUGACUUAUAAAGUGGCAUUCCUACUUUCUGUUUUGUACCUAGAGCGACUGCUCAACUUUUAUUAUAAAGAUGCUUAGUGAAAUUGUAUCGUAAUGGAAAACUUACGUGCUUUAGCAGUCAUACUUUCUCUGUGUAUCAGAAAUUGCCAUGGAAUACACGUGUAUCCUCGCAUGCAGCUAGCGGCCAGGUCGGGCUAUGCCGCCGGGGAUCCAUUGUUUCUGACUCCUUACAUAGAGCGAGGAGACGUAGAACUCGCUCGAAACAUCUCACAGGUAACGGUGACCGAACAAAUCGGCAUCACUAGCCACUCUGGAUUUAUAACGGUGAAUAAAAAAUACAACUCCAACCUAUUUUUCUGGUAUUUUCCCUCGAAGUACAAUGUUGAAACUGCACCGGUCGUGCUGUGGCUGCAAGGGGGGCCCGGGGCUAGCUCGCUACUCGGAUUGUUUGUUGAAAAUGGACCUAUAGUGGUCACCGAAAACGGCUUAACUGCGAGGAAAUAUCACUGGGCCCUCGAAAAUAACUUGAUUUACAUCGACAACCCUGUGGGCAGCGGGUUCAGCUUUACAGGUGAGGAUGACGGCUACUGCGACGACGAAGCCUGCGUUGCGAGGGACCUAUACAAUUGCUUGCAACAAUUCUUCGACUUGUUCCCGCAACUGAGAAGUAGAGAGUUCUACGUAACUGGAGAAUCGUACGCCGGCAAAUACAUCCCGUCUCUCGCGAUGGAAAUACACGACCAGAACCAGCAGAAUGACAAAAAGAUCAAUCUCAGAGGUCUCGCGAUGGGGAACGCCUACUGUGACCCCAUCAACCAGAUAGACUACGGUAACUAUCUCUACCAGCAUGGGCUUCUGGACGAUAAACAGAGGGAACUAUUUCUUCGGCAGCAGCAGGAAAUAAUUGACGAAACGAAAGCUGAAAACUGGGUGGAGGCGGGUAUACUGCUGGACCGGCUCAUCGAUGGGGCCCUGACAAACUUUUCCUACUUCAGGAACUACACGGGAUUUCAGACAUAUUAUAAUUUCUUGAAAACUAAUGAUGACGUCGACGUGCCAUUGUUUUUAAAAAUGCUCGACAAUGAUGCGACAAGAAGGAGCGUCCACGUUGGAAACCUGUCUUUUAACACUGAAGCACAGUUAGUCCAGGUCCAUCUAGCCGCUGACAUGCUACAAUCUGUGGCCCCCAUGAUUUCAGCAUUGCUGGACAGCUACAGAAUAUUGAUUUAUAAUGGCCAGCUGGACAUAAUAGUGGCAUAUCCGUUGACGGAAAAUUUCCUCCGUCAUCUUAAAUUUAGUUCAGCCGAAGAGUAUGAGGUAGCUCCGCGGAAAAUCUGGAGAGUAAAUGAUGACAUAGCAGGAUACUACAAAAAGGCUGGGAAUCUUAUUGAAGUGAUGGUGAGGAACGCUGGCCACAUGGUGCCCAUGGAUCAGCCCCUCUGGUCACUAGAUCUGAUUACAAACUUCAUUAAAAAUAAAAUUUAGGAAUGAUUCUACAUAUAAUAAGCUCUACAAAAUUUCAAAAUAAAAUAUAACAAUUAAGGGCCCAUCCACACGAUGUAUUUUUUACGCACUGACUGCGCGCGUUUUUGAUGCGCUCGUCUUCUGCGUGUUUUCAUAGCCUCUUUUCAAAUACAAGC